UCCACAAUACCAACAUCAGUCUUUGGCUUUCAAUUAUAACAUCAUGAUGGCUCCUAUUGUCAACAUGAGCUACUCAAUGAUUCCCCUCGUUGCUUUCCAUCCAUCCUCCUCCUUCUUUUCCAUUUACAUUAUUCAAGAAGUCUCUUCGUUCCACGCAGGCUGUCGAAGAAAUCUUCUUUUGCUUGACGGAAAAUUCUUCUUGUUCGCCCAAUACAUCUCGAAUCUUGGCAGUCAACCAAGAAACUCUUUCGAAAAUCUUUGUCUCUCGUGUUCCUGCGGCCAAGCAGUUCAAGAUGUCUUCUCCAGGCCCUCCAAAACCUCCGGGUCAGCGCGGACAUUGGCUCCUUCCUUCUACGAUACGACCAGAAGAUAUUAGCGGUCUCGCAAACUUUGCCGAAGCAACUACUCAUCCGCCGACGUCUGGUUGCUGGGGCAGAGUUCGCUGCGAGUGUCCUGUCAACCCGUAUGACGAAACUCCAGAAGAGUGGGAAGAGCGCGUCUUCAAUUGUCUUUGGGGACAAAUCAAUGAAGAUACAGGUGUCCAGAGCAGGGAAGGCGAUGAUCUCUCUGGCCAUGGUGUCUUGCCCAAUUUCGGAUUGUUCUCGGCAAUGACCUACACUGAUGAAACAUAUGAGGAUGAGGAAGGAUAUGAGGAGGAUUCGGCCGAGAGUCAAGCAGAAGCAGCUGGAGAUGGGGAAACGUAUAAAGAGGACUCGGUCGUGGCUCAUGCAGCAGCAGAAGGAAAUGAGGAAGCAUCGGAUUCGGAAUGUGAGAGUGAGAAACCACAGCGAAGCUCGGCACCCAAGACCGGGGUUCAGCGAGUACACGCAAACAGGGAUGUGGAGUCUGAGAGCGACAAUUCGGCAUACCACGAAGACGAAUACGAAGCAUUCGAUUCAGACGAGGAGAGCAGGCCAACCAUUCCAGCACAAGCAGCACCAGUUCAGCCUCAAUCAACUGGUUCUGAUAAUGCAGAUCAGAUUAAAGACAUAGCCCUCGCUUUGUUUGAUGGUAAUCAGCGGAAAGCAGCCGCAUGGCUCAAAUCUCAGGGGCAGUUUGAAAACGAGGCUUACUGGUCUCGAUCAAACUCUAGUACCAAGAACUCUGGCACUGGCCCACCUGUUCCACCUUCCAAGAAAACCCAACGCGGGGAGGAACCUGCCUCAAAACAGCCACCCAUUCGCAGAUUCCAAGGCCCAUCCCACGCCACCUUGCCCCCAUCGACCCUAUCUACGACGCACAAAUCCAUGGAUAAUUCAAACAAGAGAAAGAAAACCGCGGGAAUCGAUGACGAUCUCGACGUUGACGUUUACCAGCCACCGUCCAAGAAAGGCAAGGGUAUGUUUGGUCAUGUCCCGAAAUCACCAGCACAGGGCCUUGGCGAUCUCGAUGCUUCACACAAGAGAAAGAAAAACCCGGAAUUCGAGGCCGAUCUCGAUGAUAGCAUCUAUCAGCCACAGCCCAAGAGAGGCAAGGACAUGUUCGGUGGUUUCACUAAGUUACCAGCAGAAGGGUUCGGCGGAGCAAACAGUGGUCCUAGCGCUAAACAAUCAACCAAGAAAGCCCGUCGUGCUCCAGCGGCAUCACAGAACGCUAUGGAGACCAUUCCAGGAUCCACAUGGCCAAAGUCGGAGGGAGACGAGUUGAACAGACUCCUCCGAGCCCGGAGAGAUUUCGAGAGGACUCACAACAUUGCCCCCUGGCUAGACGGAAAGCUUUUUGGGAUGCUGAGCGAACGACUCCAACAGGUCACGCGCCGAGAGAAGCCUAGAACCUUGAAUGCCUGCAAGAACUUCUGGAAUAGGUACGGCAGAUUCUACUACGAUUGUGACGAGCGAGGUAAGAAGAAGAGGUCCGAAUCGAAAGUGACAUCGGCACAAUCUUCGAAGAAGGUGCAGAAAGCAAAGCAGCAUACGAUGACCGCAAAGAGCAAGAGCAAGAGCAAGAGCAAGAGCAAGAAAAAGAGCAAGACCGAGACUGAGACCGAGACUAAGCAAGAGGAACGGGAAAGCGAUGCUGAGGAGUCUGAUCACUAUGGGGGUGCAGAUGAGGAGUGAUGGGGUACAUUAGGAUCUGGAGAGAAGCAAAGAUGAUGAAACGUGGGAACGAG
This is a messenger RNA of Hyaloscypha bicolor E, 2110 nucleotides long. RefSeq lists its product as uncharacterized. The transcript has a single exon. Bases 294 to 2057 code for a protein of 587 amino acids. NCBI's taxonomy places the organism in Eukaryota, Fungi, Ascomycota, Leotiomycetes, Helotiales, Hyaloscyphaceae. The record is from RefSeq and is a predicted model, not a curated record.